AUGCCAGUAUUUCAUGGAGAAACAGAGCAAGAUGGGCCAAUUAAAGAGAACGAGGCUGUAGUAGAACACAAUAAAGAAAACAAAAGACAAGUAAAUCGACACAUUAAAAAGACAGAUGGGAAAAGAGUCUCACAUUUAGAGAUCCAGAAAAGAAUUCGGGAGCUUUUGGAGUCUUGUGUCUAUGACGGGGACCUGAAUACCUGGGAGCUGUCAGAAGGCGUGUCCGACCGUCCGCCCAAGGAACAGGCUGCUGAUCUUUUUAAUGAGGACUGGGACUUGGAGUUGAAGGCAGAUCAAGGGAAUCCGUAUGAUGCUGAUGACAUCCAGGGUUGCAUUUCUCAAGAGGUCAAACCUUGGGUCUGCUGUGCCCCGCAAGGGGACAUGGUCUAUGACCCCAGUUGGCACCAUCCACCUCCGCUGAUACCCCAUUAUUCCAAGAUGGUCUUCAAAACGGGACAGUUUGAUGAUGCUGAAGAUUGA
Messenger RNA from Mustela erminea (ermine), 480 nucleotides. RefSeq names its product coordinator of PRMT5 and differentiation stimulator-like. Gene Ontology annotation, cellular component: nucleus. Gene Ontology annotation, molecular function: histone binding. NCBI's taxonomy places the organism in Eukaryota, Metazoa, Chordata, Mammalia, Carnivora, Mustelidae. The transcript is spliced from 3 exons. The record is from RefSeq and is a predicted model, not a curated record. Bases 1 to 480 code for a protein of 159 amino acids.